AUGAAUAACAGACCUGUCGAGCAGGCUCUGGGCAUACUGGUGCCCACCCAUGCAAAUGAUAUUCCCCCGGAGUUGCUCAGCUUGGCUCUUUCGCUUGUUGCGCAAUCGCGAAGCUUAUCUAGUAGUCUCAAGCCGGAGGAAGAAAUCGCACGGCCUUAUGCCUGCGCUGAGAUUGCGUGUAAAAGGCUGAGCAGAGCCCUCAAACUACCUCCCUUACUCGGCCAUCCACCAUGUCCUCCACGCGCAUAUAGAAAGCUCUACUCCUUCCUCGAUCGCUCCCUCACAUCCAGCACCGCCGGAACCAAGCGUCCAGCAAGCGGCUCAGCCCCAGGAACUCCCUCGCGAGCGGGCUCUACCCCGUCCACGCCGACAAAAGAGUCCCGACCAACCCGAACACCAUCGAAAGCAGCAGCCGCCACGCCGCGCGCCCUCCAAAAUACCCCCAGCAAAUCCACGCCCUUGAAGCGGUCAACAACCCGGCCGGAGAGCCCCUCCGCCUCGCGCACUCCUCGCACAUUGGCCAAUUUCCGCCCCAAUGGUAUCUCCGGCGCUUCAAUUAUCCCUGAUGCGCCGGCUUGGGUGAUGAAUUCUAUUCGCAACGUCUGUAAGACGCUUUCUACGCCCGCACCCCGAACGAGCACCUGGUCUCGACCACCGAUAUCGCGCACGCUCCCGCCACAUGUCUUUGCGGGUGUUUCGUCCAUUCUGUACUUCGUGUCCAAAGUCUCGGGCAACAAUGAGGGCGAAGAAGACGGGGAGGAGCUCGAUGAAGAAAUGCUCGAGUUCGUGGAACCGGUCAUCCUCGCGAAAGACAAAGACGAAGACGAAGAUUUCAAAGAGCUCGUCCAGGCUCUGAUCGUGGCCGUUUACUUCUUGGUCCUUGCCCGGCGACGAACCCCGGGCCCGACCGAGACCGCGUCCGGCGAGGAGACGCGCAAAAUGGACAAGAAGACGUUCUCGGAGAUGCGACAGGCUGCGCUGACGAGUCUCGGGCUGCCUACGUCGGAGAGGAGACAUCGCGACGACGUGGAUCAGUGGAUUGCGCUGAUCAUGGAGCAGAGCUGGGCGAACGGGAAGGAGUGGUUCGAGAAUAUCCCGCAGGCUGGCGAGUUGGAUGGUGACGAGGCGUAUCUAUCGGAUGUCGGUGCCGAUGAGGACGAUGGGGCGUUGAGGGAUGGGAAACGGCCGAAGAUGAUGGGGAAGAGCCGUACGUCGCUCUUUUCGAAGGAUAAUGGGAGGGGCGGAUUGCUGCCUGGUCUGGGGACCAUGAUGCAGGAUCGGGUGGAUUAUCUGAGUGAGGAUCGCAGGGAGGAUUAUGUUGAGUGGAAGGCGGAGGUCAUGGCGAGAAUCAAGCAGAUGGAGCGAACUGCUCAGCCUGUUGCUUGA
Messenger RNA from Aspergillus melleus, 1386 nucleotides. RefSeq lists its product as uncharacterized. The transcript has 2 exons. The record is from RefSeq and is a predicted model, not a curated record. NCBI's taxonomy places the organism in Eukaryota, Fungi, Ascomycota, Eurotiomycetes, Eurotiales, Aspergillaceae. The coding region runs from base 1 to 1386 and encodes 461 amino acids. Gene Ontology annotation, molecular function: DNA binding. Gene Ontology annotation, biological process: DNA replication. Gene Ontology annotation, cellular component: nuclear origin of replication recognition complex.